CACAUCCGGUGUAACUGUCUCCCUUUAAUUAUUAGCCCGUUGUGUAGCGAGCUUACCAAAGUCUGCCCAAAAUACACUUCUGCUGCCAAAAGAGUCCAUGAUUCGCAAAAGAAACCUGAGUUUGGUUGAUAGUAGUCUCUGUCCGGAGCUCAUGGAGCCUCCCGGGUCUGUAGUCCGCCCCGACGAGGACUUAUUGGAGCCCGAUGAGGAGCUGCUGUGCUCGUUCAGCGACAUCACGGAGCACCUCGGUCGAAACAUCACUAUGGUGCUUGACACGGCGCUCUCCGAGAUCCGCCAAAUGAUCACCAUCAGAAUCCGCGUCCUGAAGAUGGAGCUGCGGGAGAAGAGUCAGGAGAUCGAAGCGUUAAAGGCGAGACUGGGCACGGGGCAGGGAGACACUGUGCUCGGGGGAGGUGGGUCUUCAGUGGAACCAUGUACAGAUCUUAUAAAGCACGAACCGGGGUCCAAGAACACCAACGGCACUGAGACCAGGAGAGCCAAAGUGCUUCCCGGGGUCAAGAAGGAGAACAUAGACGCUAUAUGUGACUAUCUGAUGAAGGACAAGAAUUCCCGAGGGUCCGGGGACAUAGAGACAGAGCAGAGCCAGUGCAGCACCGACAGAGCGCCUCGAAACGAGUCUGACCCGCCCCUCAGUAUGUGGUCUGAACCCGGGAUGGCUGGUGCCGACUCAAGUCAGGAGGAGUCCGAGUCCACUGCAGAAGACAUCUUCAGCAUGCUGCCCUCAGGAAGCAAACGCAUGUACGAUUAUGAGUGGAUAGCCCCGGUAGACUACUCCACUGACCUCAAAGUCAUGAAGGAUCCCGACUGUGAGGAUGGACAUGUUGCAGAGGGAAGUGAGAAGGAGUUGAGGCCGGACGGAGGCAGUCUGGCCCAGGAGCCACUGUUGAGUGAUCAGCAACCGGAGUUUUCCAUGGAGCACCCCAGUUCUCCAGGGGAACCCGGAGGUUCUGUGCAGAGCAGCAUGAGCAGACAGGACUCUGGACGUGCCUUCCCGACACACUCCUUCAUCUGCUCACUCUGUGGAACCUUUUGUCCUGGGCCUGCGUUCCUGGAAGAGCACAUUAAACUGAUACACCCAGACUCUGUGGAGGCGCAAGCUCUGGAGGCACUGCAGUCCACAGCAGCAGGCUCUGGGCUGGGGGACAAUGGCACAGAUCUGAACCAGGGGCCCGGGGCCCAAAGAGAGGCCGGCCCUGCACCACAGGUGACUAAGCCCCAACGGCGAUGCUUCGGAGUUAAGAAGGAGGUCAGAAUUGAGGGGGGGUACCAGUGUGGAGAGUGUGGACGCUGCUUUAACUACCUGGGGAACCUGCGCCAGCACCAGCGCAUCCACACUGGAGAGAAGCCCUUUGUGUGCCCUGAGUGUGGGGAGCGCUUCAGACAUGCGGCCCGCCUUAAGAGCCACAGGCUGGUGCACAGCGGUAAUGAGAGCCCCUUUCCCUGCCCCCAGUGCGGGAAGGGGUUCUCUGUUCUGUCAGGCUUGAAGAGGCACCAGCGCGUCCACACAGGAGAGAGCCCCUACGCAUGUCCACAGUGUGGCCGGCGCUUCAAAGAGUUGGGUAAUAUGUACACUCACCAGAGGAUUCACAGCGGGGCCACGCCCUACUGCUGUCAGCAGUGUGGGAGGAGCUUCAGGCACCUGGGAACCUACAAGAGCCAUCGCUGCAUCCCUGGGGUCCUGGACCUGCCCAGUGGACCCCUAGGCACAUCCAGGUCGGAGCACAGCCGGUCUAUGGACUCGCAUAGUGAGGAGACGGAGCACACAGGCCUAGCACAGAGCACCUGAACACUGGCCUAGAUUUAAACUCAUUCUUCAUGUGCUCUGUCGAAAUUUUAGAGUGAAAUGGCACUGCUGAGAAAUCUGCUCCUGUGUGAAAUCAUGAGGCACUUUAAACACAAAUCACAAGUUUUAAAAUCUUUUAUCUUAGUCUCUAUCUAUUCUUGUCCAAAAUGGGACAGAACUUUUCAAAAUAAUUUAUUUGUUUGUUUAAUCUUAAUAUAAUCACUUUAUAUGCGUGACAUGUUACAAAAUAAUCACUCCAAAAGGAAAGAAAAACUCUUAGAGCUGCCCUUGGUUUCAUAACUGGUACUGACCUUUUAUGAAAAACAAUCUGUUAAUGUCUACUGAUUUCAAAUGGAAAAGUCCAAGCACUUAACAGCCUGUGAUCUAAUAAAUACUGAACAUUGAUUG
Molecule: messenger RNA, 2212 nt
Organism: Periophthalmus magnuspinnatus
Lineage: Eukaryota; Metazoa; Chordata; Actinopteri; Gobiiformes; Gobiidae
Gene: znf16l
Product: zinc finger protein 16 like
Exons: 3
Coding region: 98-1807 (569 amino acids)
Biological process (GO): regulation of transcription by RNA polymerase II
Molecular function (GO): RNA polymerase II cis-regulatory region sequence-specific DNA binding; DNA-binding transcription factor activity
Source: RefSeq, a predicted model, not a curated record